CUUAGUGUAAGAAUUAAUCCUGGUGAAUCAUAUGUAUUAAGAAUUAUAUUUAUUAAGUGUCAAUAUUUAGAAUUCAUUAGCAUUUGGUGUGAGGAAAAAAGUAUAGCUGGGACGAUAUUUGAAUUUAUUGAAACUUGGGCAUCAAAAUAUUUUUGUGAAUUAAUAUUAUAUAAUUCAAAUUUAUACUUGAUAUAUCCAGUAGAUUUAGAAUCAUUUCUUAUAAGCUGGAAGAAUAAAAAACCAGAAAAAUUACUUAAAUUAAUGUUUAUUAGACAGAGUAAUAUUAUUAGUGAGUAUGAAGAGUAUGAGAAGUAUAUUAAGUAUAAUAUAUAUGAAGGGGUGUAUUAUAUUAGUUCAAAUUAUUAUAUUUUUGACAAUAUGAUUGAUUAUUAUGAGAUUGAUGAGGAUAUUAUUAAUGAUCUGAAACAUAAGUAUAGUUAUGAGUUAAAUUAUUAUGAUCAAAAUUUGAAAAUAAUUGAAAAAUAUGAAAAAUUGGCUCAAGCAAAAAUAUAUUUUAUUUUAUUCAUCUUAUAUUUUUUAGAUUUAAGAAAUUUCAAUAAUAUUUCUAUUAAAUAAUAUUCAUUAUUUAUUGUACGGUGUUGCAUUUAUGUUUGUUAUAUUGUUAACGUCACGAAAUGUUCAUUUUUUUUUAAUGGCUAUAGAGUAGUAGAUUAUUAUUAUCAAACACCUCAUACUUUAACUUCUGUAAUACAUGUAAGGUUUAUAGCUUCCUGGAGAAAAAAAAUGCAGCAAAUCUCGGCAAAAUACCAAAAAAUUUCUACACCUUGGUCAUAAUCAAUUCGCCUAUAACUUUUAUUAUCAAUUAUUUCGCAUUUUGAAAAUUCUAUUCGUUAUAAAUUAAACUUGGGAGAGAGAGAUAAAGAAAAUAAUCUUUAGCC
Rhizophagus irregularis DAOM 181602=DAOM 197198 is the source of this 899-nucleotide messenger RNA. NCBI's taxonomy places the organism in Eukaryota, Fungi, Glomeromycota, Glomeromycetes, Glomerales, Glomeraceae. The record is from RefSeq and is a predicted model, not a curated record.